Molecule: messenger RNA, 279 nt
Organism: Dibothriocephalus latus
Lineage: Eukaryota; Metazoa; Platyhelminthes; Cestoda; Diphyllobothriidea; Diphyllobothriidae
Source: the annotation of a GenBank genome assembly
AUGAAAAACGUAGAUUCUAAAGUAUUCUCAGUUAUUGACCUCCCUUUAUAUUAUGGCAGCCAGGGAAACGUAAAUCAAGUCGCGAUGGACACCUUCAAAGCCAUGGACACCGAUAAAUCUGGAUCAAUAAGUUUCGCUGAAUUCAAAGUCGCCAUGGAAAAAGAAGCCAAGAACGGCAAGGUCGAUGAGAAGAAUCUUCGAGCCUUCUUUAACAAACUUGACACUGAUAAGAACGGUGAAUUAAGCCUCGCCGAACUUUCAAAAGCCUUCAAUAAGUAG